AGAUCAUCAGUGACUUCUUUCUUCACCUCAAUCCAGCCCACAGAGUCAAUGAUAGAGGCUGGAUGCACACUCUUGACUGCAGAGCUUGGUCUCCACAGGACUCUUCUCUGCUGAUCAGCAAUGUAUCGGCCGGUGGUGGUGAGGGCCAGGAAAAGAACUUGUUUGGAGCCUUGGGCUAUUGGCCUCAUCACCUUCAUAUCACUGAUUGUGCUGGCAGUGUGCAUCGGACUCAUUGUUCACUAUGUGAGAUACAAUCAAAGGAAGACGCACAAUUACUAUAGCACAUUGUCAUUUACAAGUGACAAAUUAUAUGAUGAGUUCGGAAAAGAAGCUUCUGAAAGUUUCACAGAAAUGAGCCAAAAAAUUGAAUCAAUGGUGAAAAAUGCAUUUCACAAAUCUCCACUGAGGAGAGAGUUUGUCAAGUCUCACAUUAUCAAAUUCAGUCAAGAGGAUCAUGGGGUGUUGGCUCAUAUGCUGUUGAUAUUUAGAUUUCGCUCUACUGAGGAUAUUGAAACCAUAAAUAAAAGGAUUGAGAAUAUUCUACAUGAAAAACUACAAGAGGCUGUAGGCCCCCCUCAGUUAAAUCCAGAAUCAGUUGAAAUUAAAAAAAUCAACAAGACAGAAACAGACAACUUUCUGAACAGCUGCUGUGGGACACGAAGAAGCAAAGCAAGACAGAGUGUCAGGAUUGUUGGUGGGACAGAGGUGGAAGAAGGUGAAUGGCCUUGGCAAACUAGCCUGCAGUGGGAUGGGGCCCAUCGCUGUGGAGCAACUUUAAUUAAUGACACAUGGCUUGUGAGUGCUGCUCACUGCUUUAGACGCUAUACUGACCCAACCAGAUGGACUGCUUCCUUUGGAGUAACAGUAAGGCCUCCCAAAAUGAAACAUAACGUCCGGAGGAUAAUUGUCCAUGAGAAAUACAAAUACCCAUCACAUGACUAUGACAUUGCACUUGUAGAGCUUUCUAAACCUGUUUCCUACACAAAUGUUGUCCAUAAAGUUUGUCUCCCCGAUGCAUCGCAUGAAUUCCACCCAGGUGAUGAGAUGUUUGUAACAGGGUUUGGAGCACUGCAAAAUGAUGGUUACAGCCAAAAUCAUCUUCGGCAAGUGCAAGUAGACCUCAUACCCACUGACAUCUGCAAUGAACUUCAAAUUUAUAAUAAUGCCAUAACUCCUAGAAUGGUAUGUGCUGGCUACUUGAAGGGAAGAAGAGAUGCAUGUCAGGGUGAUUCUGGAGGACCACUGGUUAGUUCAGAUGCUAGAGACAUCUGGUACCUUGUUGGAAUUGUGAGCUGGGGAGAGGAAUGUGGGCAACCUAACAAGCCUGGUGUUUACACACGAGUGACUGCCUUCCGAGACUGGAUAGCUUCCAAAACUGGUAUCUAAGAGAACAAAAAACCCGAGUGGAAUGGAACUCAUAUUUGUGUAUUGACCUUUCUCAGAGAUCCAGAACUACAGAAGUCUUACAGAUUACUGAGAACUAACUAAUUGGUCUACCCAAUGUGCAUAUUUCCUUAGCACUCUUCUACAUAUAAACAUUUUAUUUCUGCCAGAUGAAUUCUGUUCCAAUUUGAAUUUACUUUAUUUUCUAGACAAUUUCAGCCAUUUAUUAACAUACAUUUCUUGUGCAUUUGUACAAUUUAAAGUGACCCCUUCCUUCAUUUCUCCACCUUCUCUAAUCUCAGUAAAUAUCUACUUUCAAGGUAUGGAGCAAAAAGUGAAAACAAACAUAAAGAAGGAGAAACAAAAUCUGUCCUAUCUGUAAACAUAAAAAUAUCUGUUUAUUUUCCCCAAGGGCAAUGAAGAAAUGAUUAUACUUACUAUAAAAGUUGGAACAGGCAGAAUAUCAAGUACUUCAUAAAGAAAAGUGAGCUAAGAAAAUAAGAAAAACUAAGAUAAGACUUUAUUUUCAUUUCCAACAUCUAUAGAAAUAAAUGUAGAGAAGAUUCUGAUUUCUUGUGAACUACAAUGAUUAUAUAAACUAUAUAAUAUAGUUGCUUUAAGUUAAAAAUGAUAUUUAACAGUACAUUGUUGAGGCUAUCAAUAUAUGAUAAUCAUUAUUACUACUAUUAUUUGCUUUACAUUAUAAUAUGAAAAUCCACGAGAAAGAGGAAGAUGAGGACAUGUCACCAGUCAAUUUAUUUUAGAGUAUGAGACUGGAUUAAAAAUUAAUUUAAAACCAAUAAGCAUGUUUUAUAUAGUAAGAUCUUUAUAUGAUUGAGUAGAGGAGGAUGAGUAGAGAGUAAAACUAAAUUACUGAAAGGAAUUGAAUUAUCUUCAAGCACUAGUAUAAAUUACAUUUAAAGUUUUCCCAAAAUGUCAAACAUUGAAAGAUUCUCAAGUACAGAGGCUAGCGUCCUGUUUUAGCAGGCAAGUGAAGGUACAAUUCAUACUUCGAUUUUGAGAUAAUUCCAGAUCUUCCUCUACUGUUGUAUCCCAGUCCACUGUUGGACCUUGGGCCUAAAAUCUUGGUUCAGAUGAGAACGCUGAUAUGCUGGAAGUCUCCUUUCUGCUACAUCUAGUGUGGCACUGAAUACGAAAAUUGGAGAAAAGUCAAAUACUAGUCAUCUUCAUAAUUUUAGUUUUCAUAAUUUACUACUGUGUGUAAGGAACACAGCAUUACAGUGAUCUAGGCCAUUAUGAGGUUAGGAUUACUGUCAUGUCAUAGGCACUUAAAUGAUGAGAUUUCACAAUAUUUUUCUCACUGUACGCAGAUAUCUACAAGGUCUAUACUAUAUCAUACUCACUUUGAAAAAUAUGACUUUAUUGACCCGAAUAACAUUGGUAUGUAAACUGAUAAAUUUUUAGAUUCUUGUUUAAAAUAAGAAAUAAAAACAGACAUGAGAUUAACUGUUAAAUAUUUCAUAUGGAGCAUUUUUGUUCCACAAAGCGAAAGUAUU
Erinaceus europaeus (western European hedgehog) is the source of this 2900-nucleotide messenger RNA. Its product is annotated as transmembrane serine protease 11E. Gene Ontology annotation, cellular component: plasma membrane; extracellular region. The transcript has 10 exons. Lineage: Eukaryota; Metazoa; Chordata; Mammalia; Eulipotyphla; Erinaceidae. Gene Ontology annotation, biological process: proteolysis. Bases 121 to 1386 code for a protein of 421 amino acids. Gene Ontology annotation, molecular function: serine-type endopeptidase activity. The record is from RefSeq and is a predicted model, not a curated record.